This is a messenger RNA of Alligator mississippiensis (American alligator), 3797 nucleotides long. Its product is annotated as zinc finger protein 239-like. The transcript has 4 exons. The coding region runs from base 668 to 1708 and encodes 346 amino acids. Lineage: Eukaryota; Metazoa; Chordata; Crocodylia; Alligatoridae. Gene Ontology annotation, biological process: regulation of immune system process; negative regulation of transcription by RNA polymerase II; regulation of cytokine production. The record is from RefSeq and is a predicted model, not a curated record.
GCCAAGCAGCAACCUGUGCUGGGAGCAACAUGGAGCAGCGCUGCACCAGCCACCCUUUUGAUCCGAGGCCGGACGAGGAGCCACUUUCAUUGCCUGUGUCCGCCAGAGGGCCCUGCCAGGGCUGAGGGAAGGAGGUGGCUCUCUCCCCCUCCCUGACUUUUUGCUCAGCAAAGGGGAGGCAGAACUUCCUGGGUCAAACGCUGCUGUUGUUGCUGCUGCCUCCAUUGUGAGCAGCUGCUGCUCCCACAGUGGGCAGAGACUUGCAUUGCAGCCCGGUCCUCCAGUGGCAGGAUCCACCCGGGCUCUGCCAGCACCAACUCCUGAGCCGGGGACUCCAGCUGAAGCUGACUGUGACACUGACAGUCUGUGCCAGUGACACAAGGUCCAUCUACCAAGCCUUCCUCCGUUUCCCUGACAUACGGGAUGACAGUGGAGGCAGCGCCGGUCUGACCCAGUCUGGCAGUUCCUAUAUGCACAUGCAGGUUCGACAGUGCCAGGUGGCAGAAUAAAAUCCAUGUUUCACCCCAGAUGGUCCCAGCCUCCCAAAGAAUGGAGAGAGGGUGUAGCUGCGGUGGAGCUGGUGACCUUUGACAAGGUGGCUGCAUGUUUCCCUAAAGGGCAGUGAUCUCUGCUGGACCCCCAUCAAAGAGCCCUCUGUGGGAACAAGAUGCAGGAGAACCAUAAGACUAUGGCCUCGCUGGGUGAUGGGAGGGAGAACAAGGAGAUUACUCAGCAAGAAGGACCUGAGCAAGUGGAACUACGCAGGGCAGAAGUGAGAGUUGCUGAAAGGGAUGCUUCCCAGGCAGUGGGGUCGGAAGGGGCCCCUGAAAAUCAGUGCAAGCCCAAGAGACUGGAAGGAAACUGCGUAGGGGAGAGACAGGGAAAAUGCACUCAGAAGAGCAAAGGGCUCAGGAAGCUGAAUGGCCCUGUCCAGGGGAGAGUCCCCGGUGGAGAUGGGCCCACCAUAUGCAGUGACUGUGGGAGGAGCUUCUAUUGCCAGUCCGCGCUGGUGACUCACCAGCGCAUCCACACUGGGGAAAAGCCCUACCAGUGCCUGGACUGUGAGAAAAGUUUCCGCCGGAGCUCACACCUCAUCUCGCACCAACGCACACACACACGAGAGAGACCCUACCGCUGCCCCGACUGUGGGAAGAGCUUCAACCAGAAAUCCAACCUCCUCAUCCACCAGCGCAUCCACACAGGAGAGCGGCCCUACCAGUGUCCUGAGUGUGGAAAGAGCUUCAGCUACAGGUCAGUCCUGAUCAUACACCAGAAAACCCACACGGGCGAGAAGCCCUACAAGUGUCCUGACUGCGGGAAGAUCUUCAGCCAGAGCUCAGACCUCACCAAGCACCAGCGCGUCCACACGGGCGAGAAGCCGUAUGCCUGCACCGAGUGCGGGAAGAACUUCAGCCUGAACUCACACCUCCUCUCGCACCAGCGCACCCACGGAGGGGAGAAACCCUACACCUGCCCCGACUGUGGCAAAAGCUUCAACGACAGCUCCAACCUCAUCACCCACCAGCGCAUCCACACGGGGGAGAAGCCCUAUAAGUGUCCUGACUGUGGGAAGAGCUUUGGGAGGCUCUCACACCUUCACAGGCACCAGAGGACUCACACAGGGGAGAAACCCUACACGUGCCUGGACUGUGGGAAGAGCUUCAGCGAGAGCUCAUCCCUGAUUAGGCACCAGAGAGUCCAUAUCUGAAGUGGGGGGAAUGUCAGGGGGAGUCCCUGAAGGAUGAGGGCACACAACAGGUCCUCUCCAGAGCAUUCUCAAAUGACUUCCUAGGGCUAGGAACAGACAUUGCAUUUGUCCCAGCACAAGGUGUGCCUGUGCUUGUCCUAGAGCAGAAAUAUCCAGGGAUUGACAAGAACACACAUUACCCUUCCAAUCAGGGUUCAAUGAGCAGUUGAAUGCAUUGUCACUCUUCUGCCAUUGAUGCACAGGCUAACUGUUCAGACACAUUUUGUGAUGUCCUAAGACAAACUGUUAGCACUUCUUACUCCAUGAACCUUUUUAGGACAGCGGACAUGGAUUUCUGACUAUUGUGCCUCCAGAUUCAGGUCUCAUAAACAGGAAGAGAGAUUUUUCCAUGGUGCUGCAAGGCCUAGUUGAUCCCCAUGGAGAAGAUUUCCCCCUGUUAAAAUGUGCGUGUGCAUGGGAGGGGGAGUCUGGAAAAGUCCCUGAUGCCAGGAGUUUUAGAAAUGCAGCCCUGUUUCCUGCAAUGAGAACGGGACCUUUUUACAGCAUAGACUGAUUUUUCCUACCAUUCUGGAAACUGAAAAAGGCCUGGGAGACCCUUGGAUGCGUGGCAGUGGAGCCAAGGGAAGUGACAUUGGUCAACAUAACUCUGGAGAAGUAAAGGAGCCACUGAUAAACAGGCAAAACCAUGUCUGAGGCAGUGCACUGUGGGAUAGCAGUGGGAAGUCUGCCAGAGCUGUAUAAUUAAUCUAAAAUAGUGAUGCACCCACAUGAACCUCAUUCUGCCAUAAUGCCUUCCAAAAUAGACAAUAGAGACAUGAUGCUUCACGGUGGAUUAGUUAGACUAGGAUAAAAUGCCAGAUUACUUUAAAAUAACUGAGUAUGAACGCAAGGCAGUUUAUGUCAUAAGAACAAAAGCUGUACCUGAAAACCUUUCUUAUUUAUUCAAGGCCUUUGUGACUGAAAGGCAAUAAGAAAAAAAAGAACAUUUUAAAAAGGAGAUCUCAUUAAAAAAAAAAAAAAAAAAGAUGAAAGGGAUCCUCCCCUAUUCUCCCAUACCUCAUGAACUUUCAUCAGCUCUUAUAGUCUACAAUUUUGAUAGAAGUGAGUUAAAUCACUGUAAUUUUGCCUGUGAAUGAAGCAGGGUUAAAGUUAGAGAAGCUCUGCUGCACUUACAUCACUAUAUCAUACAGAGGUAGCAGUUUCAUUGUAACAGCUUGUAUCACUACCCUUUGAUAAUAAAUGAAAUAGUUAUGUUUCCCUAUACCCUGAGCUGAGAGAGAUAGUUAGUCUGAAGUCAGUCAGAAGGCGGGGGAGAUAUGAACGUUUAUAGACUAAGUAAAUAAGGCAGAUAUGUAGAGCACAAGCUUUCAUGAACCCAGGUUCAGCCCAUCAGAUGCUGUGAAAGGAGGUGCAGAAAACAGGGUGAGAGAGAGGCACUGGAAUACAAAAGAAAAGGGAGGGGGCAGAGAGAGAGAAAGAGGAGGGAGAGAGUGGGAGGCAGUGCUAGGAAAGAAAAGCAAACAGGCAGUGAAUUCAUAGGAACAAAGCGGGCCAUAAAAGCUAAUCCAGGUAAUGGAAUAAGAAUCCAUAGUGCCUGUUUAAACCAUAUUUAAUGCAACCCAGUUUGUGGAUGAUUUCUUGGUCUGCACUUUCCUGUUCAAACUGGUUUUUAAAGUGUGGGUUUUUUUGCCUGAGAACAGCAAUCCUGUGGUCAGCGAUGGGGUUUCCAGGGAGGUUGAAAUGUUCUGACACAGGUUUUCGUGUCUUUCUUCAGCUGAUGUCAGAUUGUGGUUCAUUCAUUCUUACACAUAGAGAUCUCCCCACCUGUCCCAUGCAAACUGCAUGAGUCUCAGCACAAACAGCAAUGCUUGUAGCACAGUCUAGUUGUUUGGUGUUGAUUUUAAUCAGUAAAUAUGUCUGAGUAAAAGCCACAACCAAUUCUAAAGACAAGGAACUCACGUAUAUCAGCCAAUGAGAAAACAUGGGCAGUCCGCAUUAUGUAUUUGCAUAGGUCUUUAAAGACACAUCUGUUUUGAUGUUUAGAUGUUAUCAUACAUUUGGCUGAAAAAAGAAAAUUUCCUAGAUGCAA